This is a messenger RNA of [Candida] anglica, 873 nucleotides long. The record is from the annotation of a GenBank genome assembly. Lineage: Eukaryota; Fungi; Ascomycota; Pichiomycetes; Serinales; Debaryomycetaceae.
AUGGUCACAAUUGGUAAUGCUCAUGAGGAUUUGAUCCAUGACGCCGUUUUGGAUUACUACGGGAAGAGACUUGCCACCUGUUCCUCUGAUAAAACCAUCAAAAUAUUCGAAAUUGAUGGUACAGAGAACUACAAAUUUACAGAAACAUUGGUGGGACAUGAAGGUCCAGUUUGGCAAGUAGCAUGGGCUCAUCCAAAGUUUGGAUCUAUUUUGGCGUCAUGUUCAUAUGAUGGUAAGGCCCUCAUCUGGAAGGAACAACCAGAAACUAGACAAUGGUCAAUCAUAGCAGAACAUAAGGUCCACCUGGCUAGCGUGAACUCCGUUUCAUGGGCCCCACAUGAUUUGGGUGCAGUUUUAUUAUGCACUUCGUCAGAUGGAAAAGUUUCAGUCGUUGAUUUUAACGAAGAUGGUACUACUCUGCAUAUAAUCUUUGACGCCCACGCUAUAGGUGUGAACUCUGCUUCAUGGGCACCAGUUACAAAAGAUAACACUAGACUGUUUGUCACCUGUGGUUCGGACAAUGUAAGUCGCAUCUGGAAAUGGGAUUCCACCAAGGAAAAAUAUGUUGAAGAAGCAAAGUUAGAAGGUCACACAGAUUGGGUAAGAGAUGUUGCAUGGUCUCCUUCUGUAUUGGUUAAGUCUUAUAUUGCCACUGCUUCCCAAGAUCGUACUGUUUUGAUUUGGACUCAAGAAGGCAACGGAAAGUGGGAAAAGCAAUUAUUAACCGAAGAAAAAUUCCCAGAUGUUUGCUGGAGAUGUUCAUGGAGUUUAUCAGGAAACAUUCUUGCUGUUUCUGGUGGUGACAAUAAGGUCAGUUUGUGGAAGGAAAGCUUACAAGGAAAAUGGGAGAGCGCCGGUGAAGUUGACCAGUAG